Pteronotus mesoamericanus is the source of this 2598-nucleotide messenger RNA. RefSeq names its product nuclear receptor subfamily 6 group A member 1 (gene NR6A1). Bases 1 to 2343 code for a protein of 780 amino acids. The record is from RefSeq and is a predicted model, not a curated record. The transcript is spliced from 10 exons. Gene Ontology annotation, molecular function: nuclear receptor activity; zinc ion binding; sequence-specific DNA binding. Gene Ontology annotation, biological process: regulation of DNA-templated transcription. Lineage: Eukaryota; Metazoa; Chordata; Mammalia; Chiroptera; Mormoopidae. Gene Ontology annotation, cellular component: chromatin.
AUGGAGCGGGACGAACGGCCGCCUAGCGGAGGGGGAGGCGGCGGGGGCUCGGCGGGGUUCCUGGAGCCGCCCGCCGCGCUCCCUCCGCCGCCGCGCAACGGUGGCUGCAGCGGCCCCGGGUCUCCUCGGCGUGGACCUUCACCCCGGUCCCUGCAGCGCGGACCCUCCCUCUCCUCCCUCGUUUUAGUGCGCACCCUCCCUUUCCCUCCCCGUUCUCAGCGCAGAUCCUCUCCCUGUUCCCUCUACCCCGACCUUCAGUCCUCCCUCCCCCAGGCCCUCUGUGUGACUCCUACCCCACCCCCACCCCCACCCCCACCCCGGGUCCCUGCUUCGCGGACCCUCUGGCCCUCCCCCGGUCCUCUCAGAGCUGAGCCCUCCCCUUCCCCUGGGUCACCUCAGCGCGGAUCCUCCCCCAGCCCCCCACCUCGCGUCCCGUCACUGGGGGCUUCCUCUCCCCCUCGGGUCUCCUCUGCUUCAGCCUCCUCUUCCUACUCCCCCGGCCCCGGUACCCUCCGUUGGGGGCCUCUCCCCCAUAGCGUCCCUUCCGCGUGGAGCCAGCCCCUCCCCCCCAGUCCCCUCGGUGCUCUCUCCGCUGACGCUCCCUCCGGUUCUGCCGACCCGGCACCACGCCCUUGGUUCCCUCUGCCCCACACCUUUCUGGAGAGGCUUCUGCAGUCCCGCACUUUUCUUGGCGCCCCCGCCCCCCGCUCCAAGCCCCGGACUACUGCGAGCCUCGACCUCUGCGCCGACCCUCAAAUCACUAGUUACUCGAUCAGCCUCUCCUUUUCCGAUUUCUUGUGCCUCCUCCGCGUCCUGUUUCUCUCUGCGCCUUCCCCUUCUCUGUUAGGCGACGACUUUCUCCUGGCUCAGAUCUCUGGCCCGAUCGGGUGUUCGGGACACCUGUCUCCCAACGUCUACCGGCUGGUCCGGGUCCGCGCCCGCCCACCUCAGUUCUGCGCGUCCCUUUCGCGAUCCCGGACCCUGAGCCCUGAGAAUUCCUCACCUGGCCCGGCCCUUCCGACCGCUCUUCCCCUGCCCCCACUUUCUGUUCCAGAUGAUCGGGCUGAACAACGAACCUGUCUCAUUUGUGGGGACCGCGCCACAGGCUUGCACUAUGGAAUCAUCUCCUGUGAGGGCUGCAAAGGGUUUUUCAAGCGGAGCAUUUGCAACAAGCGGGUAUAUCGGUGCAGCCGUGACAAGAACUGUGUCAUGUCUCGGAAGCAGAGGAACAGGUGCCAGUACUGCCGCCUGCUCAAAUGCCUCCAGAUGGGGAUGAACCGGAAGGCAAUCAGAGAAGAUGGCAUGCCUGGAGGCCGGAAUAAGAGCAUCGGGCCAGUCCAGAUAUCAGAGGAAGAGAUUGAAAGGAUCAUGUCUGGGCAGGAAUUUGAGGAAGAGGCCAAUCACUGGAGCAACCAUGGUGACAGCGACCACAGUUCCCCUGGGAACAGGGCUUCAGAGAGCAACCAGCCCUCACCAGGCUCCACUCUGUCCUCCAGUAGGUCCGUGGAACUAAAUGGAUUCAUGGCAUUCAGGGAGCAGUACAUGGGGAUGUCUGUGCCUCCACACUAUCAAUACAUACCGCACCUUUUUAGCUAUUCUGCCCACUCGCCACUUCUGCCCCCGCAAGCUCGCAGCCUGGAUCCCCAGUCGUACAGUCUGAUUCACCAACUGGUGUCUGCUGAGGACCUGGAGCCAUUGGGCACGCCCAUGUUGAUCGAGGAUGGAUAUGCUGUGACCCAGGCGGAGCUGUUUGCCCUGCUUUGCCGCCUGGCUGACGAGCUGCUCUUUAGGCAGAUUGCCUGGAUCAAGAAACUGCCUUUCUUCUGCGAGCUCUCAAUCAAGGAUUACACGUGCCUCCUGAGCUCUACAUGGCAGGAAUUAAUUCUGCUGUCCUCCCUCACCGUGUACAGCAAGCAGAUCUUCGGGGAGCUGGCUGAUGUCACUGCCAAGUAUUCACCCUCCGAUGAAGAACUACACAGAUUUAGUGACGAAGGGAUGGAGGUGAUCGAGCGGCUCAUCUACCUGUAUCACAAGUUCCAUCAGCUAAAGGUCAGCAAUGAGGAGUAUGCUUGCAUGAAAGCAAUUAACUUCCUAAAUCAAGAUAUCAGGGGUCUGACCAGUGCUUCACAGCUGGAACAGUUGAACAAGCGAUAUUGGUACAUUUGCCAGGAUUUCACUGAAUAUAAAUACACACAUCAGCCAAACCGCUUUCCUGACCUCAUGAUGUGCUUACCUGAGAUUCGGUAUAUUGCAGGAAAAAUGGUGAAUGUGCCCUUGGAGCAGCUGCCCCUCCUCUUUAAGGUGGUGCUGCAUUCCUGCAAGACAAGUGUGAGCAAGGAGUGACCUGUUCCAGCGCCCCUCCUCAGGCCAACCACAGAGCCUUGGGCGGGCAGGACAGGCUCCAGGAGAAAGAGCCAGAGACCAAGAUGGAGGCUGUGGAGCAGCAUCCCCGGUCGCCUCCAUAGCAAGAAGAGUUUUUGUUUGUUUGUCUGUUUUUUUAAGCUCAUUUUUCUAUAUAUUUAUUUCACGACAGAGUUGAAUGUAUGGCCUUCAACAUGAUGCACAUGCUUUUGUGUGAAUGCAGCCGAUGCAUUUCCU